This is a messenger RNA of Drosophila nasuta, 2007 nucleotides long. RefSeq names its product Optix-binding protein (gene Opbp). NCBI's taxonomy places the organism in Eukaryota, Metazoa, Arthropoda, Insecta, Diptera, Drosophilidae. Gene Ontology annotation, molecular function: DNA-binding transcription factor activity, RNA polymerase II-specific; RNA polymerase II cis-regulatory region sequence-specific DNA binding. The coding region runs from base 103 to 1920 and encodes 605 amino acids. Gene Ontology annotation, biological process: regulation of DNA-templated transcription. The transcript is spliced from 5 exons. The record is from RefSeq and is a predicted model, not a curated record.
GAAUGUCCAGCUCUAGAAUAUCAUUGAAUUUACACUCAUGACAUAUGUAUAUUGUGGGUGCCAAAGACAGAUAUAAACAAGUGCUUAAAUUAUAAUAAUGCCAUGUCAGGACACUCUGGGAAAGGCGUCGCGACAACUCCGUUGCAGUCACACGUGGAGGUGAAAAAUCAAAGCAACAUAGAUCAUUUCAUAAUUGAUUCCUGCUCCGAUGAGAUCUAUUAUUGUGAAGAUUGUGGCAACGACUUUGACAGCAUCGAUGCGUAUAACAGGGCACACAGUGGGCCCAACAGUUGCGUUGGAGUCGCUGAAACUGGAUCCCUUUUUACGGUCCACUCUGUUGACGACAAAGAUGAGCCCUAUUUGGGUGAAGACACAAUUGAUAGCGACGCCGUUGUGAUUGAAGAUGAAGCUAUCGAGGAGCUUGACAAUGUAAGCGAGCCGCAGCUUUGGGAAGUGCUGGACGAUAGUGAAGUGGUGCCAGUUGUAGAAACUGAAUCAUAUGCGGAAGGUGAUGUUGAACUUGAGGAGAUUCCCAAUAAAUCCGAGCGCUACUUUUGCUUUGAUUGCCACAGCAUAUUCGAAACGCGACAAAGCGCCGAAGAACACAGCUGCCCUCAGGCAGAACCAAAUAGCGAACCAGGCGCAAAGCAAAACAACGCAUUAUUUGCCAAAACGCAGACGCCAGUGAGACGGAAAAUAGCUAACAACGCUGCAACUGAAGGGAGUAGCAGCACGAUAUGCAAUAUUUGCAGCACCCAAUUCAGUUCGGCAAAGUGUCUGAAGUUCCACAUGCGAAUCCACAACGAACGUGCCUCCAAGUCCAUACAGGACGCGUUGCCCGUUGGUGCGCAUCAGCAGUACAGCGAACUGGAUCAAUUCUAUUGCGAGAUCUGCAAUAAGAGCUUCGAACAGAAUCUGUUGACGGUUCACAAACAGAUGCAUCAGAGCGAGAACAAGUUCUCUUGCGGCACUUGCAAUCGCAAGUUUGACAAUAUCAUCAACUAUGAGAUGCACCUCAAGAUUCACGAGCGCCAAUCAAAAAAGAACAACAACAGCAGCAGCAGCAACAGCCGAAGCAACAAAAGCAACGAUAUUGCCAAUGGCAAUGCGAAGCCAGGAUUUCCCUGUCAAUACUGUGAGCGUGUCUUUUCACGUCCCUACGAGAAGGUGAAACACGAGCGUGUCCACACCGGAGAGAAGCCUUACAGCUGUGAAGUGUGCGGCAAAACCUUCCGCGUCUCCUACUCCCUAACUCUUCACCUGCGGACGCACACCAACAUUCGUCCCUACGUGUGCACGACCUGCAACAAACGAUUCAAAUCGCAUCAGGUUUACUCGCAUCAUUUGCGCAUACACAGCUCGGAACGCCAGUAUGUCUGUGAUAGCUGCCCAAAAUCGUUUCGCACCUCGGUGCAGCUGUAUGCCCACAAGAAUACGCAUACAAAGCCGUAUCAAUGCGCUGUGUGCAAUCGACCCUUUGCCUCGCUGUACGCUGUCAAAACUCACAUGGCAACCCACCGAAUUAGCGACGCGAAAAGCAUCAGCAAUGCGGCAGUCAAGAGUCAGCAGCUGACGAAUAAGUAUUGGUGCAUCACCUGUGGUGCAGAGUAUGAGCGUCCUUUUGCCCUGAGGCUGCAUAUGAAGGCGGCGCACGGACAUCCCGAUGACGCGGACUCCCGUCUAGCCAAGGUGCCACCCUCCAUCGAUGACGACAACAAUGAAGUCAUGGUACCGGACUCUGAAACGGCUGUGCUGAUUGCGGCGGCUAAUGCGGAUUCGGCGGCAUAUUUGGAUGCAGGCGAUGAGUUGGAUGUGGUUAUUGCUGAGCCAAAAUAUGAAGAAUGCAUCGAAGUCUCAACUGAUGCGUUUGAUGUGGAAACCUUUCACAGCGAAGAGAUCAUUACAGACUGGCUAAAGUGAAAAUAAAAGCAGCGUGUUUUACUUGUGAAUAUUUAUUGCUGGCGUACAUACAUCUUGCAUAUAAUAAAAUAAGUUAAGAAAAUUCAA